Cuscuta campestris is the source of this 1137-nucleotide messenger RNA. NCBI's taxonomy places the organism in Eukaryota, Viridiplantae, Streptophyta, Magnoliopsida, Solanales, Convolvulaceae. The record is from the annotation of a GenBank genome assembly.
GUCACCUGCAACACUCUUCCUUCCUUCUCCAUUAUUCAAACCCGCGUUCUUUUUCCUUUGCCCAUCACCCCCGUCCCCCCACCCCCACCCUACCCCUCACCCGCCACUGCUACAUAUACUUUCCACCCAGAUCUGCCAAUUUCCUGCUCCUCGACGCUUUUAACCAUGUACAGAUAAACCUUGCCAGUGAAGGAGCAGGCAUCUUUGCGCGUGUCCCAUUCCCUUCUCCAACAACUUGUUAUUACUUUUAUGAUUCUAUAAUAAUACAAUCUGUAGUAUAAAUAUAUUAGCCAUGGAGGUUAAGCUAUGGAAUGAUAACCGCGAAAGAGAAAUGUAUGAAAAUUUUGCGGAGCUGUUUGCCAUUUUUAAAGCCACAGAGAAGCUGGAGAAGGCCUACGUCCGGGACAUCAUACCCCCAUCAGAUUAUGAGAACGAAUGCCAGAAACUGAUUGCUCAGUUUAAGACACUGUCCUCAGGAUUGAAGGACAUGGUCCCAAGCAUUGAACGGUUCCACGAUACCUACAAACUGGACUGCCCUUCAGCCCUGAAUAGGCUUGUCACUUCAGGGGUACCUGCCACAGUUGAGCACCGCGCAGCAGCAGCCAUGUCGGCUUCCACUUCAGCUGCGGUGGUGGCUGAGUGUGUGCAGAACUUCAUCACAGCCAUGGACUCACUGAAGCUGAACAUGGUUGCCAUUGACCAGGUCCAUCCCCUGCUCUCCGAAUUGUCGUCCUCACUCAACAAAUUGUCCAUUUUGCCCCCUGACUUUGAAGGGAAGACCAAGAUGAGAGAGUGGCUGGGGAGGCUGUCGAAAAUGGGGGCCGCAGAUGAGCUGACCGAGCAGCAGUCUCGCCAGCUGCACUUUGAUCUCGAGUCUUCGUACAAUUCGUUCAUGGCUGCUCUGCCGUCUGCUGGGAGUUAGAUGGUGCGAUUAUUAUGUUUUGGUCAUAAAAUGUUUGUUCUGAUUUGCUGUUUGUUUGGACUGUCUCCUUUUAGGUCAAUUGUAGCGUGUACCAUUCUGUCUAUAUAUGCAGUUUAUGCACUUUGUUACUAACUCUUUGAAUGGCUUAAAUACUUACCCAAGUUCUUUAAUGGCUAAAAUACUUAUUAUGUUAUCAAUUAAUGUUAGCGUUUUAG